CAGCUCUCCCAGAGUACACUAGUUGAGUUCCCUGGUCAAUGGGACACACAGUCCUCCCCCAGCGAACAUAGACAGCUCCUCCUGUGCCUGAGAGAACUGGUGCUCCUUGUGAUCCAGGGGCUGGUGCUCCUUCACAUUCACAAGUUCCAUGAUCUCCCUUCUCUCCAUUCUCUCCUGGUAUUCCUGGUUUACCAGGUGUUCCCGGCCGUCCAACUGCCCCAGGGUAUCCAGGUAAACCGUUUCUCCCAGUCAAACCACGUGGACCUUGUUGGCCUGGAUCUCCAUGUUCUCCUGAUGGUCCUUCAAAUCCUGGUUCUCCUGGGGAUCCAGGUGAGGCAUCUAGACCAGCAGGGCCCCGCGGUCCUUGGGAUCCAGCCUCUCCCUUGUCUCCUUGUAAUCCUCGGUAUCCUCUUUCUCCCUUGUCUCCAGGUUGUCCCAACUCUCCCUUUUGUCCCGGUGGUCCUCGGUAUCCUGACGGUCCCUGUGUACCUUUAUCUCCUUUCUCCCCACGUACUCCCUGGCUUCCUCUGUCCCCCUUUGCUACUCCUGGUGGUCCCUUCUCACCGUUCUCUCCCUUAGUUCCCUGCACACCUCUCCUUCCCUGUGCCCCUCUUCUCCCUACAGGGCCAGUGGGGCCUCUUUCUCCUGGAGUUCCUCCAGAUCCUGCAAUUCCUGGAGAUCCAGGUGGACCUACAGGGCCAGGGCGGCCACUUC
Messenger RNA from Geodia barretti, 714 nucleotides. The record is from the annotation of a GenBank genome assembly. Lineage: Eukaryota; Metazoa; Porifera; Demospongiae; Tetractinellida; Geodiidae.